This is a messenger RNA of Boeremia exigua, 1326 nucleotides long. RefSeq lists its product as uncharacterized. Lineage: Eukaryota; Fungi; Ascomycota; Dothideomycetes; Pleosporales; Didymellaceae. Bases 1 to 1326 code for a protein of 441 amino acids. Gene Ontology annotation, molecular function: protein binding. The transcript is spliced from 2 exons. The record is from RefSeq and is a predicted model, not a curated record.
AUGACGACCAUCACGUCACUUCCCGCGGAGAUUCAAAGGCAAUGCAUCAAUUACCUUGACACCGUCGCUCUGAAGGCGAUACGGUUGACUUCUCAAGCUUUCAGAGACAUCGCGACUGAGGCCCUCUUUGAUGUGGCUACACUGGAUCGCACAGAAGAGAGUGUGGACAAGUUCGAUACCAUAAUCAACAAUGAUAAUCUCAGACGUUACAUCCGUACACUGCAUCUGGGCGCAUCAAGUAGCAUCCACUACAUAUUCGAAGAAUGCUAUCCAAAUUAUCCACCAAAGUGGUGGGAAGAAGCAGUCGCACGGUGGGAUGAUAUCGCUCUUCCCAAUGUCAAGAAGAUUUUGCUUGACACCGCCUAUGCGUGUGCUAACUCACAAUGCGCAUCUUUUGAACUGGCUUUUGCAAAACUCAUAUCCCGUGCAAACGUCAACACCUUGACAAUCAAGCAUCUGCAGGACUCUUGCAGACUGAUAAGUCUAGACAUUGCGCAUCUGCCUACCGUACCCAAGGAACUGCAUCUCUUAAUCACCACGUUGACUCACGAGCCUUCACCAGAUAUGGACAUCGAACUUCGUCACCGCCAUGCGUUUUUCAACAAUCGCUUGAACGCAGAAUGGCUAAAACCUAUGCAGCCCGAACUCACGCAUCUGACGCUUCACUGCAACACGUACUGGGGCGUCUACCCGCGCUGGCAACCCGGCGAUCUGCGCUUCCCCGCCCUCAAAUCCCUCGCGUUCGGCAAGUGGACCAUCGCCUUCGACUGGCAGAUCGCCUUCAUUACCGCGCACGCCCAAACCCUGCAACAGCUCAUCCUCACCGACUGCCCCAUCCUGCACGCCUCCCGCAUGACCCCGCGCCAGCACGACAACGCCUGGGCCACGCGCCUCCCCGGGACCUCGCGCGGCAAGCCGCCCACCGUCAACGCCUUCUGCGCUCUGCGCUGGCACCGCGUGCUCGCGGACUUCCAGCGCUCGCUGCGCAAGCUGAGGCACUUCGCCAUGGGCCGCGGCUCCGUCGGCGCCGUCUUCUGGGGCGAGGCGGACGGCAGUGUCGACGAUGCGUUUGACGCUCGCUACGGGCUGGCGCCGCGCAUCGAUGGUUCGCGGUAUACUAUCUUCGACUUUGGAGAGGGCCCGGUUGGCUCGAGUCGCGCUGGUGCUUCGUACCUCGCGCAGCCUGAGGGGCCCGGGGCAGGGUGGAAGUGGCUGCAGAAGGAGACGGAUGAGGAUGUCAGGAGGAUGGUGGAGUUUCCGGAGUGCUUGGAGGAGGAUCAGGCGGCUUUGGAGAGUCUGCUGGGUGUGUUGAGGGGGAGGGUUUGA